AUGUCGUUCGGUAGCGGAGGCUUCAGCGGCUUCGGCCAGAACAAUAAUAAUGCCCAGUCUGGUUUCGGUGGAUUUGUGUCCAACAAUAAUGCUCCAUCAGCUUUUGGACAAGCCACUUCUGGCGGGUUUGCACAAAACAACACUACUGGAGGAGGCCUGUUUGGAGGAAACACAGGCAAUACUGGCGGCGGAUUCGGUGCUUCGACUGGUGGUUUCGGAGCCAAUACUGGUGGCGGCUUUGGAAGCAAACCUGCAUUUGGCACCAGCACUUCGGGCGGUCUUUUCGGUGGCAACACGAGUAAUACCAAUACAACGUCCGCCUUCGGCGGCUUUGGAGGCAACACCGCUGUUAACUCAACCAGCUCGACAUUUGGUGGUGGCGGAGGUACAUCUGGCGGAAUGUUUGGCGCGAACAAGUCUGGCUUUGGUACAACGACCAACACUGGAAAUUCCCUGUUUGGCGGCGGUAAUACGACCUCAGGUGGCUUCGGCACCACGAGCACUGGUUUCGCGACUGGUUCUGUAGGCGACCCGCCAGGCACCGCAACAACACCGUUCAACGCAUAUACCGAGAAGGAGCCUAAUACGUCCACGACUAAUUCCUUCCAAAACAUUCUAUUCCAGGAACCUUAUAAGAAGUGGUCAUCAGAAGAGCUUCGAUUAGUGGACUACGCACAGGGACGCCGACAUGGGAAUGCCACAGGGGGCGGUGCUUUUGGCGUUAGCUCAGGCUUUGGGGGUUUCGGCUCCAACGCAAAUGCCAAUCAGACCACCAACGCCUUUGGCCAGACUAACACCAAUACAAACACUGGUGGUCUCUUUGGAAACAAUGCUGGCAACACUACCACGACAGGCACCGGAUUUGGAAGCGGCGGUUUUGGCGCAAAUGCCAACGCUACUAACACUGCUACUGGUGGCCUCUUUGGUGGCGGGAACAAGCCUGCUGGCGGUCUAUUUGGCAAUACCAACACCCAGACUCAGCAGGCUGGGGGAGGAGGUUUGUUUGGUGGUGGCGGAACAGGAGCAUUUGGUAGCUCGAACACCACUGGAGCUUUCGGACAAGCCAACACCACCAACAACGCUGGUGGUGGACUCUUCGGCAACACUGCUAAUAAGACUACGGGAACCGGAUUCAGUUUCGGAAACACCAACGCCGCGAAUACGAAUACGGGAUCUACAUUUGGGGCAAACACAGCCGGAACUGCUUUCGGAUCUAACACAGCCAAUACUGGAGGAGGGCUAUUCGGGAACAAUGCUGGCAACACGCAGGCGACCGGAGGAGGCCUUUUUGGUGGCCAGAACAACCAGCAACAAAAUGCGGGAACAGGCUUUGGUGGUGGAUUCGGUCAGCAAAACCAGAAUCAACAGGGUGGUGGUCUGUUUGGCAAUCAGCAAAAGCCCGCUACCGGUGGCCUCUUUGGGAACAGCACAGCGACUGGAACAACCGGUGGCCUCUUCGGAGGCGGCAAUACACAACAGCCACAGCAGAAUACCAGCGGUGGCCUCUUCGGAGCCGCCAAUAAUGCAACGUCUGGAGGAGGCUUGUUCGGCGGCGGCAACAAACCAGCUACUGGCGGCGGUCUUUUUGGGGCAAGCAACACUGCCCAGACGACGACAGGCGGAUCAUCGCUCUUUGGUGGCGGCAAUCAACAACAGCAGUCUACGGGCGGUGGCCUAUUUGGAGCCAGUACUAAUCAGCAAAAGCCUGGUGGUCUUUUUGGUGGCUCUGCCCAGACGGGAGGUCUCUUUGGUGCCCAGAAUAACCAAGCACAGGGCAGCUCCCUGUUCGGUGGAAGCGCCAACCAGCAACAAAACCAAAAUGCUCUGGGCAAUUCCCUCCUGGGCAACACACAACAGAGCAACAAUGCUCCCCAAAGCCUGACUGCUAACCUAAGCGAUGUUUCGGCAUACGGAAGCCCGUCUUUGUUUGCUGGACUUGGCGGAAAUGACGUUGCCAACCCUGGACCUCUCGCUACGCCUCUGAAUGGCAACUCGAAGCCACGAAAGAGUUCCAUUCUCCCAAUGUACAAGCUGGCCCCAGCUACCGCUGCCUCGCGCUUUGCAACACCCCAGAAGAGAGGAUUCGGGUUCUCAUACAGCUCUUAUGGCACGCCUGGUGGCAGCCCUGCUAGCAGCAUUUCCAGCACGCCCGGUGCCAUGGGCCGUAGCCUUCUCGGUGCGAGCUCUAGUGGCUCUCUAAGCAAGAGUAUCUCUGCGAGCAACCUCCGUCGUAACUUCAAUACCGAAGACAGCAUCCUUGCCCCGGGUGCCUUUUCCUCCAGCUCCAGUGCUCGUUGGUAUGGCAGCACGGGCUCCAAGAAGCUUGUUAUCAAUCGGGAUAUUCGAAGUGAUCUGUUUUCUACCCCCCAGAAGGAUAAGACUGAAGUCAAUGGAAGUGCUCGCAAGCUGUCUAAGCGCGUGAGCUUCGAUACUAGUAAUGUUGAGUCGGAAGACGGAACGCCUGUCCGGAACGCUCUUCCUGCUCCUGAGGACACCCCUAAGUCUCAGCCUGACGAGGCUACUCCCCGUCAGAACAGAACUACUAACGGUACGAACGGUUCACAGACCCCAGAAAUGGAACAGGUCAAGGGCAACGAACUUGCUAUCGUGCACGAGGAGGACAAUUCUGCCACCCCAGAAGCACGCGCACCACUCGGGUUUGAGAAUGCGCCUGGCGAUUACUGGAUGCAGCCAACUCGAGAUGAGCUGCAAAACAUGAACAGAAUGCAGCGCCAGCGUGUGGAUAACUUUACGGUUGGCCGUGACAACGUUGGCUAUAUCAAAUUCAAGGUUCCGGUUGAUAUCAGCAACAUCGAGCUGAAGGACCUGUGCGGUGGUAUCAUUCAAUUGGAGCCUCGAUCGGCUACCGUUUAUCCAGUCCAAGCUAAAAAGCCUCCUGUUGGCAAGGGUCUUAACGUUCCCGCCCAGAUUUCCCUAGAACAGUCUUGGCCUCGCGGUGGCCGUGACAAGAGAAUCACUAGCGAUCCCAAGCGAUUCAACAAGCACAUCGAGAGACUGAAGAGAAUCCCAGAUACUACUUUCGAGAGCUAUGAUAAGGAAACAGGCGUCUGGACCUUUGGCGUCGAGCAUUUCACCACGUAUGGUCUGGACGACUCUGAUGAAGAAUCAGACGAGGAAAUGGUUCCUCCACCUGGUCUAGCCACACCACCUCAGCGCGUCUCCAACGACGCCGCUGCCAUGGAUGUCUCAAACCGUGAAGACGGCCGGCCGCGCUUCCGCCAGAACGCGGCCUUGCCAGGAGCAUUCGAUGAACAAAAUGAUUUGUAUGAACGUGAAAACAUCGACAAGCAGUCUUUUUUAGGGAUUAGCUCCGCGGAUUCGGCGCCCAAUGAUGUUCGGCUUUCACUGGAGGAGGAUUACGCCAGUGAAAGGGGCGACGAAUAUGAUCUGUCCGAGGAUGAAGAUAUGACGAGGUCUUUCAUUGGACAGCAUCUUGCCGCGGAGCUCGACGAUACCUCGUCAGAGAAUGAACAGGAUGCCAAGAGGAGUACUCCUGGUGGCAUUCUUAGGGCUCGCAUGAGAGCCAUGAAGGAUCAAGUUGGCCCGGUGACUCUCGAAGUCGCUGAUGGCGAUGAUUGGAUGGAAAUGCUCAGGAAAACAGUCAGUCCUGUGAAGCGAGACCGUCAAUUGCUGAGGGAAAUGAAUGAUUCCCCCUUGAACAUGUCGAAAACAGAGAGAACAAGUGGUCUCGCAAGCACGCAAAUGGCAGCGGAUAAGGGACGUGGAUUCGCGACAAGCAUCGACUUGAUGAAUUCUCUAUUCGAGAAGCCCAAGCCAGUGCGGCAAAACCUUCGCGCUUCUGUGCCAGCCAAAGGCUUUCCUCAGUGGCCCUACGAACGUCAAGACAAGAAUUUCCCCGUCAACAGUGAAGAAAAGGCAUAUCAUAACGCCACUCGCCUAACUUGGGGUCCCGACGAGACGCUGGUAGUAACUCGGCCGUUGGAUACAAUGCAAUCGCGGCGAAGUUUCCGUGGCAAUUCGGAUCUUCUUCAGUUCCAACGCUCUGGGAUUCAAACCGACAGGCAAGACAUUCGCCUUGCCAAGCUUUCCGCGGAGUCAUCCAAGAAAUUUCUUCGGGCUCAGGACAAAGUAACAGAAAUCAGAUUAGUCGGCGAUAUUCCAAUGGCUACGCUACGUGCGGGCAGUCUGCAAGACGUCUUUCACCACCAGGAGAUGACUGACCCGGGCCACGUCAACGAGAAGCGUGUCUGGGAGCUGGCAAGCAUUUUAUUUGACGGUGCCGCAAACCCUGGCGAGCCCGGGUCCGACCACGUGUCAAGAAAACAGAAGUUGUCACAAUUUUGGACUGAGCUCGUGGAACAAGCGUCGACUACUAAUGUUGGUCUUGCUGGUUCUAGCGAAGAGAAGGCCGUAGCAAGUCUGGCUGGUCACCGUAUCACCGAGGCGUGCAAAUUCCUGCUCGAUGGUAAGAAUUUCCGCUUGGCAACUCUAGUUCCUCUGAUCGGCACGAGCGUCGUGGCGAAGAAGGACAUCCGUGAACAGCUCAAGGCUUGGCAUGACUCCAAGAUGCUCUCGGAGUUUUCAGAGGCAAUUCGCACUGUCUACGAGCUACUAAGCGGCAACGUGUGUGUCUGUGAAGGGGUGAAAAAUGUUCCUGUUGAGGAUCGAAUGGAAUCGUUUGUUAUUUCAAAGAAGUUUGGCUUGGACUGGAGACAGGCGUUUGGCCUUCGCCUGUGGUACGCCAUUUCCCAGCAGGAUAGUCCUGCGCUGGCAGUUUUAAAGUUCAAGGACGACAUCAACCAAGACAAGGAAGAGCUUCCACGGCCAUGGUACCAUGAACAAGGACUGAAACCAGUAUGGAAUGAUACGGAAGAAGGGACCAGGCAGGACCUAUUAUGGGGCCUCCUUCAAUUGUAUGCCGAUAAGAACGUCGACCUCGAGGCCAUUUUGCGGCCAGAAAACUCGCAACUUUCUCCGCUCAACAUGAGACUAUCCUGGCAACUUGGACAGGCGUUAGUUUCCACGGGCCAGGUGUCGUUUGGCAAGAACGGAGAAGAAAAGGCGGAUGCUUCCACAAUUGCAUAUGCCUCUCAGCUGACGGCGGCGGGUGAGUGGUUGGAGGCAGUCUUUGUCUUGUUGCACCUCAACAACUCCAGUGUCCGUAUGAAGGCGAUUCAGGAACAUUUAUGUCGACACGCUGGCAUGAUUGGCCCCGACACUGGCGCGACCUUUACACUGCUGACGGAAAAGUUUCGAAUUCCCGCAUCCUGGCUAUGGGAAGCGCUCGCUUUGUACAUGCGCAGUGUCAAGAAGGAUGCUUCAGCCGAGGUGCAUUGCCUCCUUCGUGCUGGGGAGUUUGUUGAAGCCCACCGGGUCCUGGUACAACAAGUUGCUCCCCAAGCUGUUAUUGAACGAGACUACGCUACACUCUCGUCCUUGCUGUCACAAUUCCAAGGCCAAGCUGAGUCCAUCCCGGAGUGGACUCAGGGUGGCGAGAUAUAUGGCUAUUUCUUGAGUCUCGUGCAGCAUCAUGGCAAGGGCGAGAGCCCCCCUCAUACAUUGCUUGAAAAGUUGUUGGCAGGAUUGAAUGUGAUGAACGAGCAUGUGGGAGAGACGGAAGUCUUGCGAUAUGCUGCAGUGUCUGACAUGGCAGACGAUACAGCACGGGAAAUACUGAAGUUGGCCAAGAAGAAACAGGAUGUUGAACUGCGAUCGAGGAUCUUGAACCUGCCGUUGACGCAAGAUCGGCUGCUGGCGUAUUCGGUGGAUCUUGGUAUGGAUCGAUACCGGGAGGUAAUGUCCCAUUAA
Messenger RNA from Metarhizium robertsii ARSEF 23, 5790 nucleotides. RefSeq lists its product as uncharacterized. The record is from RefSeq and is a predicted model, not a curated record. Gene Ontology annotation, biological process: protein import into nucleus; RNA export from nucleus; post-transcriptional tethering of RNA polymerase II gene DNA at nuclear periphery. NCBI's taxonomy places the organism in Eukaryota, Fungi, Ascomycota, Sordariomycetes, Hypocreales, Clavicipitaceae. Gene Ontology annotation, cellular component: nuclear pore; nuclear pore cytoplasmic filaments. Bases 1 to 5790 code for a protein of 1929 amino acids. The transcript is spliced from 7 exons. Gene Ontology annotation, molecular function: structural constituent of nuclear pore.